AGAUGAUGGUAACUUUCACAAUCACAUUAGUGAUUAUUUUAGAUCAGGAGGGGUGAAGUGUGAACAGACUUUUUUAGCUGAAGGAAAUGGACAAUCCCUCUCUCUGUUAAUGAUUCAUCUGCAGAGCGGUUCAGACAGCAGCAGACUUCACUUUUGAAGACUCUCAGGAUGUUUUAGAAAAAGGUUUUAAAUGUUUAAGAGCUGCAGACUGGUUGGUUCAAGUGGAGUCAAAACUCAGAGCUUCAGGCGACAGGUGAAGCUUUCCCAGUCCUCCAAACAUGAAUAAAACACAUCAGUGCAGCGGGAAGACUGAACGGACAAAGGAAAACUGAGAAUCUCCGUCUUCUGAGAAUCUACAGGGAACAAUCCAAUCAGACACAAGAAAGAUGAAGCUGCUUCUGUGUUACUUGUCGAUGUUGGGGUUCAGUUAUGUGACUUCCACUUAUGGACCCCAUCAGAGAGCCCAAAUGACUGGGGAUAUUUUACUCGGAGGUCUUUUCCCCAUUCACUUUGGUGUCUCAUCUAAAGAUCAAGACCUGGCAGCUCGGCCAGAAGCCACACAGUGUGUUCGGUUUAAUUUCCGUGGAUUUCGUUGGCUCCAGGCUAUGAUUUUUGCGAUUGAUGAAAUCAACAACAGCAGCUCGUUGCUGCCCAACAUCACGCUGGGCUACAGGAUAUUUGACACAUGCAACACUGUGUCAAAAGCCUUGGAAGCUACCCUUAGCUUUGUCGCUCAAAACAAGAUCGACUCCCUGAAUUUAGAUGAGUUCUGUAACUGCACCGAUCACAUCCCAUCAACCAUUGCGGUAGUGGGAGCUGCUGGAUCUGCAGUCUCCACAGCAGUUGCCAACCUGCUGGGUCUUUUUUAUAUUCCUCAGAUCAGCUAUGCCUCCUCUAGUCGCCUCCUGAGCAACAAAAAUCAGUACAAGUCCUUCAUGAGAACCAUCCCCACAGAUGAAUACCAGGCCACCGCCAUGGCAGACAUCAUCGAGUACUUCCAGUGGAACUGGGUCAUCGCCGUUGCUUCCGAUGAUGAUUACGGACGUCCUGGAAUUGAAAAGUUCGAAAAGGAAAUGGAAGAGCGAGAUAUCUGCAUCCACCUGAAUGAACUUAUCUCUCAGUACUUUGAGGAUCAUGAAAUUAAAGCUCUGGUUGAUAGAAUUGAGAACUCCACAGCUAAAGUGAUAGUUGUUUUUGCCAGUGGCCCAGACAUUGAGCCCCUGAUCAAAGAGAUGGUAAGGAGAAACAUCACAGAUCGCAUCUGGCUCGCCAGUGAGGCAUGGGCUAGCUCCUCCCUUAUUGCCAAACCAGAAUAUCUAGAUGUGGUAGCAGGAACCAUUGGCUUUGCUUUAAGGGCAGGGCAGAUACCAGGAUUUAGAGAGUUUUUACAGCAAGUCCAACCAAAAAAGAGCAGUCACAAUGAGUUUGUCCGAGAGUUUUGGGAAGAAACCUUUAAUUGUUACCUGGAAGGCAGCCCAAGAAUCCAAGAAAGCGAGAAUGACAGCACCACUUUCAGGCCUCUGUGCACCGGUGAGGAAGACAUCACAAGUGUUGAGACCCCGUACCUCGACUACAAACACCUCCGGAUCUCCUAUAAUGUUUAUGGAACAGUUUAUGCAAUUGCUCAGGCCCUGCAGGACAUACUCACCUGCACACCUGGGCGUGGCCUUUUUGCUAACAACUCUUGUGCAGAUAUCAAGAAAAUUGAAGCAUGGCAGGUGCUGAAGCAACUGAGGCAUUUGAACUUCACUAACAGUUUGGGUGAAAAGAUGCACUUUGAGGAAAAUGCAGACCUGACAGCAAACUAUACCAUCGUCAACUGGCACAGAUCUACAGAGGACGGCUCUGUGAUCUUUGAGGAGGUUGGAUGCUACAGAAUGCACGCCAAGAGAGGAGCUAAACUGUUUAUUGACAAGACAAAGAUUCUCUGGAAUGGAUACAGUUCAGAGGUGCCGUUUUCUAAUUGCAGUGAGGAAUGUGAUCCUGGAACAAGAAAGGGGAUCAUCGACAGCAUGCCCACAUGUUGCUUUGAAUGCACUGAGUGUUCAGAUGGAGAGUACAGUAACCAUAAAGAUGCCAGCGUUUGCACAAAAUGUUCAAACAACUCCUGGUCAAAUGGGAACCACACAUUCUGCUUCCUGAAAGAAAUCGAGUUUCUCUCUUGGGCUGAACCGUUUGGAAUAGCUUUGACCAUAUGUGCUGUCCUAGGUGUUGUCCUAACAACCUUUGUGAUGGGAGUCUUUGUCAAAUUUCGCAACACUCCUAUAGUGAAGGCCACAAACCGAGAAUUGUCCUACGUCCUCUUGUUCUCCCUCAUCUGCUGCUUCUCAAGCUCACUAAUUUUCAUUGGAGAGCCGCAGGACUGGACAUGUCGCGUACGCCAACCUGCCUUUGGUAUCAGCUUUGUUCUCUGCAUCUCCUGCAUUCUUGUUAAAACCAACAGAGUGCUUUUGGUUUUCGAGGCCAAAAUUCCAACAAGUCUCCACCGUAAAUGGUGGGGGUUGAAUCUACAGUUCCUCCUGGUGUUUCUGUUCACAUUUGUUCAAGUUAUGAUAUGUGUGGUGUGGCUUUACAAUGCCCCUCCUUCUAGCUACAGGAAUCACAACAUUGAUGAGAUCAUUUUCAUCACUUGCAACGAAGGCUCUGUGAUGGCUCUAGGCUUUAUCAUUGGCUAUACAUGUCUACUGGCAGCUAUUUGCUUCUUCUUUGCAUUCAAGUCCCGGAAACUUCCUGAGAACUUCAACGAAGCCAAGUUCAUCACUUUCAGCAUGCUGAUAUUCUUUAUUGUUUGGAUCUCGUUUAUCCCUGCCUACUUCAGCACCUAUGGCAAGUUUGUUUCAGCGGUUGAGGUCAUAGCUAUUCUGGCGUCCAGCUUUGGAAUGCUAGCAUGCAUUUUCUUUAACAAAGUCUACAUCAUCCUCUUCAAGCCAUCCAGAAACACAAUUGAGGAGGUUCGAUGCAGCACCGCAGCCCACGCCUUCAAAGUGGCAGCAAAGGCUACGCUAAAACACAGCACGAUUUCCAGGAAAAAGUCUAACAGCCUUGGUGGGUCUUCAGGCUCGACUCCGUCCUCAUCAAUCAGCCUCAAGACCAACGGCAAUGACUGCGACCUGCCUUCAGAAAGGCAUAGGCCAAGGGUGAGCUUUGGAAGUGGAACCGUUACUCUGUCUUUGAGCUUCGACGAGUCAAGACGAAGUUCUCUAAUGUAAAAAAAAAAAAAAAAGUACAGCAAAGAAAUGCUGUUUCCGUUCUUUAGAUUGCAGUAGACAGGAUUGUGGAGGAACUCAAAUCUGAUCCACAAAGUCUAAAAACUUGGAAGACUAGCCAGGCCCGCCAGACUCGCCCUCUGUCUAUUCCACACAGAAGAUGAGUCUGGAUAGGCAGAGAGCACCACAAGGGGCGGGACUAGCCAGCUCAGAAAUAACCUAUCAGAUAAAAGGCAGAAAUGACAACUGUAGUGUUUUAGCUGUAGUCAAAGAUGGCGUCUGGCUUCUGGCACAAACAUCUUUCUUUAGAAGAAAUGCUUUUAGCGCUUCUUCUUGUUGUGGUUUUAAAGACAUGUCCAAGUCGUUUAGAACAGAGGAAAGAGCCGCAGUGAACUCUGCUUCAGAUGUCAUCUUUGUUGUUUAGGAGGAACUGAGAGUUGCUGUGUGUGACGUAUGCUGCUCAGUGCUGACUGGCUCGGUUAGAAUCCUCAGGGGGUGGGGUUAUUUAAAUGGCAGCAUUAUCAGGCCCUUUGCUUCCGAUAGGGAGCCUAAGUCUCCUUCCUUUCUGGUCGGAUCAUGGGUCCCCGGAAGAACGAAAAAAUGAAUGCAAGUCAAUGGAGCAAAAAACGUUAUUUUCUAACCCGCCUUGCCUUACGCCCUGGAUCGCACAUAUGUUGUACUGCAAUUUAAAUGAAAAGUAAUGAUGGGUGUUUCGACCACACCUGUCACGUAGUUUGAGAUUUAUCAGCUUGUAAAUGUUUGUAAUUAGCAUGACUACACACCAGAAAUCGGCACGUCGCAUAUGUGACGUCACCACAUAAUCUCCUCUCUCCUAACGUAGCUGCUACUUACCACAUGGCCAGAUUUAUGGUGGUUCUUUUCUCCUGUGGGAAGUUUGCUGAACUUACAGCCAUUUUCUCUCAGUUUUCUCCGUGUCUGGUUCGAUGACGUCACUUUUGUGAAGUGCAUCUGUAGUCCUGGACUUAUCUCCACACAAAACCUAAAAUAGCGUUUCCCCGUUCGAAAAUAAGAGCGUUCUUAGUAUCAAAAAGCUUUAAAAUUCACGGACAUCAAAUGAGAAAUCCAAGGCACAAGACAAGCGGAAUUAGAAAAUUGCAUUUUUAGCCCCGUUACUUAAAUUCAUUUCUUCGUUCUUCCGGAGACCCGUGGUCCGGAGGUAGAUGGUCGUGACUUAGGCCCCCUGUAAGGAAGCAUUGGCAUGGCUGGCCAGGUUAGCGCAAGGCAUCAGUGAAAAGACACAAUCAACAUCCUACCAGACAACUUCAUUUUUAAUCUGCCUCGCUCAACUUCUAUAUUCCGUAUUUAUCAGUCAACAAAAAGACGUAUUUUUAAAAAGUUUUUUUGAGAAUUUGUAUUACUUUUUUUUAAGAUUCUUUAUACUUUGGCCAAAUAAUAAUUUCAUCUAAUGCAGAAGAAAUCUCAGUCCGAUUUGUUCUGCAGGUGAAUUUUAUUAUUUUUAUUUUUAAGCCAAAACCUGUCCAGUGAAUUAAUUCUCAACUGAAAGUUACUUGUUUUGUACAAAUAAAAGUCCUUUAUUGGAUCUUUAAGUUUAUUGAUUGUUUUUUGGGAUGGAGUUUGGCUCCUUGCACACACCAAUGAAAACACACUUUGAUGUCAGAACAUAAAGUGCACAAUGCAAGAUAUUCUAUAAAUGCAACAAUAAGACUUAAAACACUGGUGACAAGUAUCAUGCAAAGCUUGUCACACUUUUGAUUUCAUUUCCUUUUCUUGUCACUAGAGGCUCCCAGUAAAAACCUGAAUAUCUGAAAACACAAUAAAGAUUCUUACUGGGAUCCAUGGGGCUGAUUUGGUGCAACUCUUCCGAGGAGAUUUAACUGCCUACCUGCCUGCUUUUCACAAGUACCUGACAAUAAAACGGAAGGUGACUCUCACAUG
Molecule: messenger RNA, 5123 nt
Organism: Nothobranchius furzeri (turquoise killifish)
Lineage: Eukaryota; Metazoa; Chordata; Actinopteri; Cyprinodontiformes; Nothobranchiidae
Gene: casr
Product: calcium-sensing receptor
Biological process (GO): detection of calcium ion; intracellular calcium ion homeostasis; regulation of calcium ion transport
Cellular component (GO): plasma membrane
Molecular function (GO): calcium ion binding; G protein-coupled receptor activity
Source: RefSeq, a predicted model, not a curated record